GGCAUUGAGAAUAUGAGAAUCGACUCGCGCGGUAGCGGCGAUAUUUUACUAAAUACGUGUUUGUGUGUUUAGAAGUGUGGUGGGUGAAAUAAAUUUUAAUCAACAUUUCCAAAUGAAUACAUAUAUAUGGCGUGGAGAAUUCUUCAAUUUGGCGCUCUGUUUGCAAUAGGAUGUACAUUGGAGUCUAAUUCCGAUUCAGCGUUUGGCGGGAAAGCCGUUAAAACACCCAACAUAAACCUGUCCUUAAGAGUGAUCGAUCCGCAGGAUGUGAUUGUUCAGAAAGAACAAAGUGCACGUUUCAAGUGUGAAGCAGAAUCUCGGAAAGGCCAAGUACAGUACACUUGGUUCCACAAUGAACAGAAAAUUCUCGAGGACGAUCCCAAUCGAAUCGUUCGCGACAAUGGAGAUCUGUAUAUUCCGAAAGUUAUUUCGAGCAAAAAUUCGGACGUCGAAUACGUGGGAGAAUAUCGAUGUUUGGUCAAAAACCGAGCAGGAGCUCUUUUAUCCAAUGUGGCCAAGUUGAAAAUAGCCUCUAUGGAAAAAGAGUUUUCGAUCAAUCCCGUGAACUCUACUGUUUACCUCUCUCAACCCAUAAUACUCCGUUGUGGUAUUCACUCUACACCUCCCGUUGAUAUUCAAUGGGAGUUUAAUAAUGAUCUUAUACUACCUCACCAACAAAGCUAUGUUCCUUUGCCCAAUGGGGUUCUGUUAAUACAAAAGUCUCUGAGUUCUCAUAGUGGAGCUUAUAGGUGUAAAGCAACAAAUGAUUUACUUAAUAAAACUAAAUAUAGUAAAAUAGCAUAUAUAACGGUGUUGCCGGAAUUAACUGAAGCAACAAUACCUUCGAUUCUACCUCUUGACAUUUCACCGAAUGUUACUGUCCUUAGUGGUGAGAAACUCACCUUAUAUUGUGCUGUGAUGGGAUGGCCUAUACCUACAGUACAAUGGCUUAAAAAAGACAGUAUAGUCCUAGGUAACACGUCAGCUUUGGAAAUAACUGAUGUAAAUACCAACCAUACAGGCAGCUAUACGUGUAUAGCAUACAACAGCAUGGGCCGUACGAGUCACACUUUUAACGUGGUAGUCAAACAAAAGCCUACGUUCAUUGUUACACCGUUGUCGAAGUCCUACCCUGCUGCUAUUACUGCUAGAUUAGAAUGUCGCGCCACUGGCAUACCUGAACCUAGUAUUAAAUGGUUGAAAGACGGACAGCCUUUAAAAUUCGAUUCUAGAGUGAGAAGGCAGUCCAACGGGAUUAUUUUUAGUCAUACUUUUAGAAACGACUCAGGAAUGUAUCAAUGCAUCGCCUCCAAUUCUGUUGGAAGAGUUUGGACAGCUGUUCAAAUAGAUAUUAUAAAUGUUUCGCAAACGCCCAGUCCCCCGCAGAAGUUAAAAUGCCGACCAUACAACUCGUCCACCAUCUGUCUAAGUUGGAAGUCACCCAUAAACGUUAGUGUGACAGCUUACAGCGUGCAUUCUUUCUACAAUAAUAACGGUUUGGAAUCUGUUGGACCUGACUAUGCAAGAAACGUCACUUCCAUGGAAGCUGCUGGCCUAAAUAGCAGUACAGAAUAUACUUUCUACGUCAUAUUAUACGCCCCAGGUGGCAGUGAUCCAUCUGAAAAAGUCACCUGCAAGACCGGUACCAUGGGAAACAGAAAUUUGGACAUUGAACAAUACAAAGACAACAAAGAUAACAGUUCUGUACUUCUGAAAUGGACUGAAAUUAGUACUGAUGUUUCUUGCACCGGCGAAAAAUUUGUUUACAAAGUCCAGUGGAAAAGCGAUCUAUCCUGGUCUCCCCAUAGUGGACAAACGAGAAAGAAGUAUUAUAUUGUUAAGGACCUAAUUCCUGGUGUAGAGUACAAUUUCCGCGUAGUUUCCACGAACAAAGACGACAAGGAAACUAGCCCGUGGACACCAUACAUAAUUCCAGAUCCAACAAAUAGUACAAACGUCAAUGGAUUGGAAACAAACACAACCAGUGAACUGGCACCUUUACCUCCGUCGCAAAUUAGGGCCAUUGCCCAGUCGCCGUUUUCUGUCAAACUUAGAUGGAACAACGCGGAUAAAAGUACAAAGUUUUAUAUGAUUUGUUAUAUAGCGGACGGAGAAAGCAGUGAAUGUGAACAAAAGAGGCUGUUGAAAAGUUUUCCUAACAAGCUGCAAGUAAGAAAACUUAAACCUAAUACUAUUUAUGAGUUCAGGGUAAGAGCUCAUAAUGCUGACGGGGUAGCGGGAAUUUUUUCUGACCCCGUUCGUGUUAAGACAUGGGCUGAUGUUCCUUCUCCCGUUACCGACCUAAAGUACAAAGUUCUAAACGAAACCACUGUGUACUUGCAGUGGCAUAAGCCUAAAGUGUCCGACAGCAAGAUUGACAAGUACAUCAUUUCGUACACCCCAGAUAUCAACUGGCCUGUGGAGAAGUGGAUAAACGUCACAGUAUCGACCAAAGAUCAAACCGGCCGUAUGUACCAACAAUGUAAAGAGCUAUCGGAUGAUUUUGUUUGUAUGGUAUUGGGAAAUUUGCACUACGAGACACGAUACACGAUUUUAGUAAGAGCGGUAUCGGAUAUCGGGCUCGGUAAACCUGCUUUGCCACUAGAUGUCACUACUAGUAUGAAGGUCGCUCAACCCGAGGUCUCUACAACGGAUGUGAAGUACGACCAAAAAGUUGGGUUUAUAAUUGGUACGAUAAUAGCCCUGCUAUGCAUAGUCUGCUGCAUGGCGUACAUUCUAGUCCGCCGGCGAUGCGUCAAACGGAGAGCUUUAGCCAGAUCCAGGAUGGCACCUUCCAAUAAUUACUAUCCCGCGGUUGCGCAUUACGCGUCCGAAGUGGGAGCAGUCCAAGUCCGAUUAGAGGAAGUGUGCGAUGCUGAAGAGCAAGAGAGUCAAUUUUUGGUAUCCGAAGGAACGACUAACAUACCUCCUGUCCAAGCUGAUCAUCUUGAUACAAAGGGAGGAGAAGAGUUUCCAAACGGGCAUACAAAUGGAUCAGCUAAACCCUAUAUGAACGGUCAUGUCCAUAUUACAGAAAAUCCACAGUUUCAUUAUGCCUUCAACUGCAACGGUCAGGUGGCCAACAAACAGCAAGAAAGAUUCACCCCUCUGCGCUUCGAAGAAGACUCGAAUUCCAACGUCAAACCUUCGAAAUUCUACGACCUGCACAAACUUUUCGAAAACUCGAAGAAACUGAAGACCAACCACCAUCGUUGCAACCCGCACUUCGGCCAAAGCGAAGACAUUCGCAGUUCUUGCGACGAGGUCCAUUCUUCGGAAUCUUCUCGAGAUGUCUCCCUGAAUGGAACGUCUUUGAACGGAACUCAGAUGACUACCUUAAAUGAAACGUUGAAUGCGACUGACACGAGCAGGAGAAAGAGUCCCAUUCUGGGUCCUAACGGGUAACGUUAUUAAAGAAAAAUACGACAAUGACUAGAAGAAUUUUUUAAGUUUCUAAAUUUUUUACUCCAGCUUUUUUUCUGUGAAAAUUGCGGUGGAAAAGUGUUUAUCUCGAAUAUUAUUUUUUUAAAUAGCUGUAUUUGUUAUGAGCCCAGGCUCAAAAUGGGUUAACAGGUAAGGACAAGGCUUUAAUAUAUGCAAAAUCUUUGUAAAUGAAACGAAAAACUAUUAUAACAAGAGUAAAAUGAAUGUCAACUAAAAAAAUGAAAAUUUAAUUUGCUGUGAAGUGAUAGCCGCAAAAAAAUUCGAUCAGAUAGCUUGGUUUUCUGCUUUCAUUUUCUGUACUCAUGUUCUGCUGAAGUAUUAUCCCUUUGUUUUUAUUUAUAAUAUUCCUUUAUUUUUUACUUUGUUUCUUUUACUAUAUCAAUGAGUUGAGUUGGAAUAAUAAACUCUUUUAGUGCAUGGAUUAGAAAUUCUCGAUGGAUACUAGCAUAGGCACUCUCAAAGUCAAUGAAAAGAUUAUGUGUGUCUAUAUUAAAUUCACUAGUCUUUUCCAAGAUUUGUCUCAAGACGAAGAUCUGAUCUGUUGUGGACUUCUGCCUGCAGAAACCACAUUGAUAUCCAUCAACUAUUUGUUCUGCAUGUGGUCUCAAUCGGUCAUACACAAUAUUUGACAGUAUUUUAUAUGCCACAAUUAGUAGCGUUAUUGCCCGAUAGUUUUUACAUUGAUGCUAAUCUCUCUUUUUAUGUAGUGUGAUGUACUCCUGUAUUCCAGUCUUGUGGCAGUUUGUUUAUUAUUCCAUAUGUUCACUAUUAGUUCGUGUAUAGCAUUCAAUAAGGAGUCUCCACCUUCCUUUAUUAAUUCUGCGCUAAUGUUGUCUAAUCCAGGUGACUUGUUGUUUUUUCAGUCUGGUAACUGUUUCUUGCAUUUAAGCUACUGAAGGGGGGUUGUUUCUCUGGUAUCCGUUGAUCCAGUAUAAGUCCAUCAUAUAGUGGAUCUUCGUUUUUUUUUCAAACUUUUCUUUGAAGAAUUAUGUCCAUUUUUGUAGUAUUUCAUUUUGUUGAGUUACUAUAUCUCCUCCUUUAUCCCUGCACAUCAUUGUUGUCUUGGUUUAAAUUCUUUUCUACUUUUGUUAAGUUUUUGGUAGAAUUUUCUGGUUUCUGAUGGUUUAUUUAGUUCUUCCAUUUGGAGUUCCUUUUCUAUUUGUUUUCUUUUAUUUCUGCGAUGGUUUUUCUUCUCUUCCCUCCUUAGCAUUCUAUAUUCCUCCUCUGCCUUUCGUGUUCUAUGUCGUUGUUGUAGCCGUUGAUAUGCAUUAUUUUUCCUCUCUGUUAUCUUACGACACUCUUCAUCGAACCACUGUCCUUCAAUUGAUUUGACUAAAAAAAGUUUUAAAAAGAUCCGUCACU
This is a messenger RNA of Diabrotica balteata, 4806 nucleotides long. The record is from the annotation of a GenBank genome assembly. Lineage: Eukaryota; Metazoa; Arthropoda; Insecta; Coleoptera; Chrysomelidae.